AUGCCGGAUUUCUCUUCCCUUUUAUGGGAUGAUAUGGAGAUUUCAUUGACAUCAUGGAUAAGAAAUGCAAUUAAUGAAAUGGGAUUUGAAAAAAUGACACCCGUUCAAGCAAGUACAAUUCCUUUUUUUAUAAAAAAUAGGGAUGUCGUUGUAGAGGCAGUAACAGGGUCUGGAAAAACUUUGGCUUUUUUAUUGCCUAUACUAGAGAAAUUAAUUAGAAGAGAUGAACCAUUAACUGAAUUUCAUAUAGGAUCGUUAGUGGUUUCCCCUACAAGAGAAUUAGCAAUGCAGAUUUAUUCUGUUUAUCAAACUAUUAUGAAAAAAUCAGAACAAAUGAAUACUAAUUUGAGAGCACAACUUGUUAUAGGGGGAACUAUGACUAUACAACAUAAUAUAGAUGAAUUUAAUGAGAUAUCCCCAUCAAUUAUUAUUGGUACUCCGGGUCGUAUUAAUCAACUUCUUUCAUUAUCUCUUGUUAAAACUAAGGAGCUUGAAAUUUUAGUUAUGGACGAAGCAGAUAGAUUGCUUGAUAUGGGUUUUUUUCCUGUUAUGGAAUCUAUUAUUAAAAAGUUACCAAAGCAAAGACGAACGGGUCUUUUUAGUGCUACUAUGACAGAAGCUGUUGAUAAACUUAUUAAAACAGGAUUAAGAAAUCCUAUAAAGAUAGUUGUUAGAGUAGGGAACCAGGAAAAUACUAAAGAAGAUAGAUGUGUUCCUGCAAGUUUACAAAUAUUGUAUAUGGUUUUGCCAUCUGCAGAAAAAUUUAUACAAUUAAUUAGAUUAUUAAAUUAUUCAUAUAUUAAAGAUGGGAUGAAAAAGUUUAUUGUUUAUUUUCUUUCUUGUAUUUGUGUUGAUUAUUUUUUUCUAAUUUUUUCACAAAUAUCAUAUUUAAAGAAAACAUUUAGGAUAUUUUCUCUUCAUGGCAAACAAAGUUCAUCUUUAAGGACUAAGAAUUAUAAGGCUUUUUUUAAUGCGUUAUCUGAAACACCUUCUAUAUUAUUUACUACGGAUUUGGCUGCAAGAGGUCUUGAUGUACCUAAUGUAGAUAUGGUUAUUCAAAUGGACCCACCGUUAGAUCCGAAAUCAUUUUGCCAUCGUUGUGGAAGGGCUGGAAGAGCAGGUAGACCAGGUAAAGCUGUUGUUAUGUUAAACAGAGGACGAGAGGAAGAUUAUGUACAUUUUUUGAAAGUUAGAAAAGUACCUAUUCAGCCUUUAGAAAGAAUUGGAAAACAUAACAACAUUAUGGAGAACAAGGAAGAUGAAUCUAAAGAAGAUAUACUUGCAUUAGUCAAAGAAAUACGGGAUAUUGUUAAAAAAGAUAGAGAUUUGUAUGAAAAGGGUUUAAAGGCGUUUGUAUCUUAUAUAAGAGCAUAUUCAAAGCAUCAGGCACAUUUUAUUUUUCGUGUUAAAGAUCUUGAUUUUUCUGGGAUAGCAUAUUCUUUUGGAUUACUUCAUUUUCCUAAAAUGCCUGAAUUAAAAAACAUGGUUUUGGAUUUCGAAGAAGAAAAUAUAGAUCUGGACAAAUUAACUUAUGCUGAUAAAUUGAAAGAAAAGGCUAGAUUAAAAAAAAAAAAGGAACAGGAAUUAAUGAAUGAGAAAAAAAACUCAGUUUUUAUAAAAAAAAAAACUAUUCCUUGGUCAAAAAAUAUAGAACUAAAAAAAAAGAAAAAAAAUCGUCAAAGUAAACGUAAACAUAAGUCUUUUAAGGAAAAAAAUGUAAUAUAG
Messenger RNA from Pneumocystis murina B123, 1725 nucleotides. RefSeq lists its product as hypothetical. Lineage: Eukaryota; Fungi; Ascomycota; Pneumocystomycetes; Pneumocystales; Pneumocystaceae. Gene Ontology annotation, cellular component: nucleolus. The record is from RefSeq and is a predicted model, not a curated record. The transcript is spliced from 7 exons. Gene Ontology annotation, molecular function: RNA helicase activity; nucleic acid binding; ATP binding. The coding region runs from base 1 to 1725 and encodes 574 amino acids.